This is a messenger RNA of Cynara cardunculus var. scolymus (artichoke), 1515 nucleotides long. Its product is annotated as glucan endo-1,3-beta-glucosidase 8-like. The record is from RefSeq and is a predicted model, not a curated record. Gene Ontology annotation, molecular function: hydrolase activity, hydrolyzing O-glycosyl compounds. NCBI's taxonomy places the organism in Eukaryota, Viridiplantae, Streptophyta, Magnoliopsida, Asterales, Asteraceae. The transcript has 2 exons. The coding region runs from base 1 to 1515 and encodes 504 amino acids. Gene Ontology annotation, biological process: carbohydrate metabolic process. Gene Ontology annotation, cellular component: plasma membrane.
AUGGCAAAACUUUCGGAUACGGUAAAACUCUUGUUUAUAAGUGCAAUUGUGUACAUCCUUUUUGGUCCAAAUGUUGAUGGGUUGGGUGUGAAUUGGGGCACCAAGUGUAACCACCAACUGCCACCGGACACGGUGGUUCAAAUGUUGAAAGACAAUGGACUUAAAAAGGUCAAGUUGUUUGAUGCCGAUGGGAUCGUAUUAGACGCGUUGGCCGACACAGGUAUCGAGGUCAUGGUCGCUGUCAAGAACGUCGAACUCGAUUCGUUGACCAAGAAGAGCAACGCCGAGAAAUGGGUCAAGAAAAACGUUGUCAAAUACGUCGAGAAGAAAGUCAAUAUAACGAGUGUGGCUAUCGGUAACGAGCCGUUCCUGAAGGAUUAUAAAGACAAGUAUGUGAAUUCAACGCUUCCGGCAUUGCAGAAUAUCCAGAAGUCCCUCGAUGAAGCAAAGCUUGGAGAUAAAAUCAAGGCGUCGGUUCCGUUCAAUGGGGAUGUUUACAUGUCCCCGGCGUGGAAGCCAGUUCCGUCUGCCGGGAUUUUCCGUCCCGAUGUUUCCGAUCAGGUUGAAGACAUAGUGGAGUUUCUCCAUAAAAACAACGCUCCGUUUAUCGUCAAUAUCUACCCGUUUUUGAGCCUCGCGAUAGCAGACGACGGUUUUCCGAUCGAAUAUGCGUUUUUUGACGGUAACUAUACCAUCCAAGAUGGCGACGUUGAGUACAACAAUGUGUUCGACGCGAAUUACGACACUUGUGUAUCGGCUUUGAAACAGGUUGGUCAUGGGAACAUGUCUAUUGUGAUUGGGGAGAUUGGUUGGCCCACCGAUGGCAAUCGAUGGGCCAACAAGUCCCUGUCGUCAAGAUUCUAUAACGGGAUCUUGCCACGAUUGGCGGAACACAAAGGAACGCCUUUGCACCACGGUCAUAUCGAAGUGUACCUUUUCGGGCUCCUCGAUGAAGACGCAAAAAGCGUACUACCCGGAGAUUUCGAGCGUCACUGGGGUAUCUUCGAUUACGCAGGUCAACCGAAGUUUCAUAUGGACCUUGCCGGAAAAGACAAGAACAAGACGCUCGUGGGAGCGAAACACGUCCAGUAUCAACCGAAAAAGUGGUGCGUCGUGAAUCACGACGCUCCGACCGACCACAAGAAACUCAACGAGAGCGCUUUGUAUGCUUGUGACCGUGCAGACUGCACCCCAGUCUCUCAUGGCGGAUCGUGUAGUGGUCUCGAUUUCGCUGACAAAAUGUCGUAUGCUUUCAAUUCGUUCUUUCAAGUAGCGAACCAAUCGAAAGCCAGCUGCCAUUUCGGGGGGUUAGCCAUUGAAGUCGACAAGGACCCAUCCAAAGGUCCUUGCAAGUUCAAUAUCCAAAUAAAACCAUAUGAACCACCGUCAUCGUCGCCUUCGUCAUCGCCAUCGGAUUCAUUAUCACCGUCGGAUUCAUCGGCACCACCUCCAGCCGCCGGUGCUCCGCCGAUGGUUUUGGGUCUCUUUGCCAUGCUUUUGUUUAUUUUCUUUUAG